UCCAUUCGAGCUCAACAAUGGCGGUCCUCUCUCCAUUCUCUCUUCUCCUUCUCCUCUUCUUCAUCUUCUCCACAUCCUCCGCAUCGACGAUCUACGAGAUCCUCACCGAGAAUGGCCUCCCCCAAGGUCUCCUCCCCGACGCCGUCAAGGAGUACUCCCUCUCUCCCAAUGGCGAGUUCGUCGUCGAGUUCUCCAAACCGUGCUAUGUAUUUUUCACUGAUCUUUUUUAUUAUGAGAAGAGGAUAACUGGGAAACUCGAGUAUGGCCGGAUCUCCAAUCUCUCUGGCAUCCAGGUCAAGAAGUUCUUCAUCUGGUCUAGCGUUGAGGGGAUCGUCGCCACCGAUGAUCGCACCCUUGAUUUCACUGUUGGUUUCCUCACCGAGAAGCACCGUUUCAGCGAGUUCGCCGAGAUCCCUACUUGCAGGUCAAAGCCCGGGACCUCUUGCCGCGGCGCCGAAUCUCUCCUCAUCUCUGAGGCAUAAAAAGCGAUGGCAACCAACCGUUGCGGUUGGUAACUAGUAUGAAUUACGAGAUCAAAGAUUAGACAUUGAAAAUAACUCUCAUCUCUCUGGACUUCGAUGAUACUUAUUUAAGUGCUUCUACUGUUAAGUUUUACUGCUGUCAUCUCCCUGAACUUGAAAACUAUUGCUUGUGUUAUCAUUCAAUAAAGACCUUUUUCGAAAA
Dioscorea cayenensis subsp. rotundata (Guinea yam) is the source of this 684-nucleotide messenger RNA. RefSeq lists its product as uncharacterized. Bases 18 to 482 code for a protein of 154 amino acids. The record is from RefSeq and is a predicted model, not a curated record. NCBI's taxonomy places the organism in Eukaryota, Viridiplantae, Streptophyta, Magnoliopsida, Dioscoreales, Dioscoreaceae. The transcript has 2 exons.